Colletotrichum gloeosporioides is the source of this 2034-nucleotide messenger RNA. RefSeq lists its product as uncharacterized. The transcript has a single exon. The record is from RefSeq and is a predicted model, not a curated record. Bases 1 to 2034 code for a protein of 677 amino acids. Lineage: Eukaryota; Fungi; Ascomycota; Sordariomycetes; Glomerellales; Glomerellaceae.
AUGCCUAGUCGAUGCCAGGCAUGCCGCAACCUAGACAUUUGGCGAGCUACGGAACGCCUUCCGGGGCACACUCUGUCCGCCCUUGUAGAUGGUGUUGUUCUUGCCAGACUCAAGACUUUCGAGGACCCUCGCGAUUGCGAUCUAUGCCAGCUCUUCUCUCGCCUGUACGUUGAAAUCGACCCGGCAGCCUCCGGCUCCGUCCACACAGCAGAACUCCGAGCCUUCCCUCUUGUGCCGCACAUUGCUCUACGGUCGCUCAGGCAAGGCUUCUGGAAAGGCGACACGGGGUACUUAUUUGAGGCGGAGGACUUGACCGACUUCUUCCUUGCUGUCGUGCCGUCUGACUUCACUCACACAGGCGGAAGGGACAACUCGCGGUUAGAGAAGCUCAUCUCCAAGCAGGGACUCGUUAUGUGGCAUCGGGAGAUACAGAAGAACACAAGGUUGUUCUCUCCACGCAUUGUCACGCCCCAAUUCAACGCUCGGGUUGUUAUGGAGUGGCUGGACUGCUGCAAAAAGUACCACUCGGCUUGCCAUCGCGGUCAGGGCGCUCUGCCCAACAUGCGACUUAUCGACUGCGAGACCAGAAGCGUCAUCACUGUCGAGUCGCUCCCUACCGAGGGUCAUCCGGAAUAUGUGGCGCUGAGCUACGUAUGGGGAAAGAGUACGAGUAGCCUCUUGGACUUUACGGACACGGGCACGUCAUUACCCAAGAAUCCGCCCCAGGUCAUCGAGGAUGCGAUGAAGGUUACCGCUGCACUCGGCUACCGCUUCCUCUGGGUCGACAAGUACUGUAUUGACCAGCACGACAGCGGUAAGAAGCAUGAGCAGAUUAUGCACAUGGAUUUUGUGUAUCAGAAUGCGGCUCUCACAAUCGUCGCCGCUGCUGGAGACGACGAGACUUGUGGUUUACCUGGCGUGUCCACCGAGCGGCCAUCACAACAAAGCUUCUUCCCUCACGAGCGGUUCAACUUGCGCUCGGCCCUUCCGUCCCCUAAGCAGAGCAUUCUGGACUCUCGGUGGGCUACAAGAGGGUGGACGUAUCAGGAGGCUGUCCUAUCGAGCCGACGCCUCAUCUUCACGCGAGACCAACUUUACUUCGAAUGCGGUUCGAUGAACUGCCAUGAAAGUUUGCGAGUCUCAUUCGACACCUUGUAUCGACAAAGAAGGUCACACCUUGACGACUACAUUGGCCGUUCGCUCUUCGGAUCUGAGCAUUUGAUACCCCAGACCGCAAAAUACGACGAGACAUCCAGGCUGAACAAAUUUCUUGCUUACACACAAUGCGCCGAGCAGUACUCUAGACGAAUACUAAGCUUCGACGAAGACGGUAUGAAUGCAUUCGGGGGCAUCAUAAAGAGGCUAGAGUCGACGACAGACUUUCCCGUUCGGCAGAUAUGGGGUAUACCAUUCUUCCAUCCAAAGGACGACAUACUUGCGUCUGUAGGGAGUGUGGACUACUCGGGUUACCUUUUGACCGCGCUGGCCUGGAGGCAUGAGCUAUACAAGCCCACAAGGCGGCGCAAGCAGUUUCCUUCUUGGUCCUGGACGGGAUGGGAAGGAUCGGUCACUUGGCCAAACCCGGUGGAUUCAAACAACAUCCAUAGUCCAGCGGGUGUCGACAUGGCCAGCAUCCAGCUGUACCUGGAGGACGGCACCACAUUACCAUUAUCUGAACUUGAUCCGCGGAGUCCGGACCAGAACUUUUCGCAACCAAGAGCUCUACUAAUUCACACUUCCGCCGUUCCAAGGACGGCGUUCAUUUCCGACGGUUCCAACCAUAGCAUGCGACUUGCGAACGGCGGAGAAGUUCGGCUGUAUCCCAGUAAGGAGGAUUUGGAUGCACCAAAAGUAUUCAAACGGAUACAGACUGGACGGUACGAGGCCAUCAGGCUCGGCACCAUCAAUGACGACGCAUACAUGAUGCUGAUCAAAUGGUACCGAAACUCGGCGUAUCGGAUUGGCACACUCGUUGUUAAUAAGUACUAUCUAACAUACUCUACGCCUGUGGCGAGAACGUUCAAAAUCAAAUAG